UGCAGCCUCCGGGGCCGGUCGUCGUCCUCGGGCUCCCCUUCCCUCCAGCCCCCCGCGUCCCGCUCCGACGCCGCGCUCGGGGUGUGUGUGUGUAUGUGUGUGUGGCUGCGGGGGGAGGGAGGGAAGGAUUGAUGUCCCUUCAGCAUCAUGCAGCCGCCGCCGAGGAAGGUGAAAGUUACACAAGAACUGAAAAACAUUCAAGGUGAGCAAAUGACAAGACUUCAAGCCAAACAUCAAGCAGAAUGCGAUUUACUUGAAGAUAUGAGGACAUUCAGCCAGAAGAAGGCUGCUAUUGAAAGAGAGUAUGCACAGGGUAUCCAGAAGUUGGCUAGUCAAUACCUGAAGAGAGAUUGGCCUGGAAUAAAAGUUGAUGAACGAAAUGAUUACAGGAGUAUGUAUCCUGUUUGGAAGUCUUUUCUCGAGGGAACAAUGCAGGUAGCCCAGUCUCGGAUCAAUAUAUGUGAAAACUAUAAAAACUUCAUUUCUGAGCCUGCAAGGACAGUAAGAAGCUUAAAAGAACAGCAGCUAAAAAGGUGUGUAGACCAGUUGACAAAGAUCCAAAUGGAAUUACAAGAGACCGUGAAAGAUUUAGCUAAAGGCAAAAAGAAGUACUUUGAGACUGAACAGAUGGCUCAUGCAGUGCGAGAGAAAGCUGACAUCGAGGCGAAGUCUAAACUUAGUCUUUUUCAAUCAAGAAUCAGCUUACAGAAGGCAAGUGUAAAGUUGAAAGCUCGGCGAUCUGAAUGUAAUUCCAAAGCUACCCAUGCAAGGAAUGAUUACCUUCUUACACUAGCAGCAGCAAAUGCACAUCAGGAUCGCUACUAUCAAACAGAUUUAGUCAACAUUAUGAAGACCCUUGAUGGAAAUGUGUAUGAUCAUCUCAAGGAUUAUUUAAUAGCCUUUAGCCGUACUGAGCUAGAAACAUGCCAAGCUGUGCAGAACACAUUCCAGUUUUUAUUAGAAAACUCCAGCAAGGUAGUACGGGACUAUAACCUUCAGUUGUUUUUGCAAGAGAAUGCUGUAUUUCACAAGCCUCAGCCCUUCCAGUUCCAGCCUUGUGACAGUGAUACUAGUUUAAAAGCUGCCCAACUGGUGGAUAUUGAGCUCUCCCCUGUCAGUGCCCUGAGAAUGACCAUAGCUGAGAGCCGACAAUUAGAGUCAGAAACUGGGACCACAGAGGAACACAGUCUAAAUAAGGAGGCUCGGAAAUGGGCCACACGUGUGGCACGUGAGCAUAAAAACAUUGUUCACCAGCAGCGGGUUCUAAAUGAUCUGGAAUGUCACGGAGUUGCUGUAUCAGAACAAAGCCGAGCAGAGCUGGAGCAGAAAAUAGACGAAGCUAGAGAGAAUAUUCGUAAGGCUGAGAUAACGAAGUUGAAAGCUGAAGCCCGGCUGGAGCUGCUGAAGCAGAUCGGUGUUUCUGUGGACACAUGGCUGAAGAGCGCCAUGAACCAAGUGAUGGAGGAACUGGAAAAUGAGCGCUGGGCUCGCCCUCCUGUGGCGACCAGCAACGGCACUCUGCACUCGCUUAAUGCAGAUACCGAAAGAGAAGAAGGUGAAGAGUUUGAAGACAAUAUGGAUGCUUUUGAUGACAGCAGUUCCAGCCCUUCUGGCACCUUAAGAAACUAUCCACUUACCUGCAAAGUUGUUUAUUCCUACAAGGCUUCUCAACCAGAUGAGUUGACCAUUGAGGAGCAUGAGGUGUUAGAAGUGAUUGAAGAUGGAGAUAUGGAAGACUGGGUAAAGGCUCGAAAUAAAGUCGGCCAAGUGGGUUAUGUGCCAGAAAAGUACCUACAGUUUCCCACCUCGAACAGCCUGCUGAGCAUGCUACAGUCCUUGGCCGCUUUGGAUAGUCGGUCACACACGUCCAGCAACUCCACAGAAGCAGAACUUGUUUCAGGCAGCCUCAACGGAGAUGCCAGUGUCUGCUUUGUGAGAGCACUUUAUGAUUACGAGGGCCAAACAGAUGAUGAGUUGUCUUUUCCUGAGGGAGCCAUCAUCCGCAUCUUGAACAAAGAAAACCAGGAUGAUGACGGCUUCUGGGAAGGAGAGUUCAGUGGGCGGAUUGGCGUUUUCCCAUCGGUGCUAGUGGAAGAACUGUCAGCCUCAGAGAACGGUGACGCUGCAUGGACAAAAGAGACUCAGACCUCUCCGUCCCCCAAGCCGCACACCUCCCUGCCUCUGCUGCCACUGUAUGACCAGCCUCCCAGCAGCCCUUACCCCAGUCCAGAUAAGAGGAGCUCCCAGUUCUUCCCCCGGUCUCCUUCAGCAACUGAAAACAGCCUCCAUGCUGAAUCACCAGGAUUCUCACAGGCACCAAGGCAGGCUCCUGACACCUCGUAUGGCAAAUUGCGACCUGUCCGAGCAGCCCCACCGCCACCCACGCAGAACCACAGGAGGCCAGCAGAGAAGAUGGAAGAUGUGGAGAUCACACUGGUGUGACGAUGGAUGGGCUCGCACCCAUUAUUGCUACCAUCAAGGCCAGGCGUGGAGUUUGGCCAGUCUUGUUUUCUAGGCACCUUUGCAUGAUGAUGACUCUUGAACAGAGCAAAACCAAGGACAACGCCAAGAGACUCGUUGGCCCGGUGGACUCAUCCCACAUUUUGAAUAUUUUGUGCCUUUUUCUUUUGUUGUCAUUUUCUAUGUCAUCUACCAUAGCACAAAUCAUAGUGGGUCCUAAAAGGAGAGAGAGCAGUUCUCAUGCCUCACGGUGGCCCAUUUUUAUAUGAGACUGAAGUCCGGGUCUCAUCCCAGGGCAUAGACACAGACGGACUGAUCGUGUGCACUCGUACAGUAUAUUACUGUGGCCACAGGAUGUGGCAAGAUCUCAUCUUCAAGUGGCUUUUGCUCAUCUGGUUAAGAGUUAAUCAGAUUAUGUUGGCUACAUAAGGAAACAGAAGGAGGGGUUCAGGAGAGGCUGGUUCCUCCCCAAGGCUCGUCCCUAGACUGAAAUGAAGCCGUAGUGGGAACAAAGCGGAUUGUUCUGAGUUUAGCGCCAACUGCAUUAACGCACAUCUCUUCCACAACUAACAGGUUAAAAUGAUAACAGUGUCCUUUGUGUUAAUGUUCAUGCCAUUCAUUUAGUGUUAGUGGGGCUAGCCUGGAGGGGCUGGACUAGUAACCACAUCGCACCCACCACAUAGACUAUUAGAAAGGAGGCUGCGGCCAAAGCAGAAAUGUAGUUUCCAGAUCCGAAAUGAUCCAGUUAAAUGUUCUUUUUGUCUUUGGGUAUUUUUCUUCUUCAAGUUUACAGCACAUACUCCUCUGUCAGUAUCCUUAGAAGCUUGUGUCUGGCUCACUUGAGGAUACAUAUGUCCACAUUACUGAGCUUCUCUUCUCAGAAAGCCCUUGUGUUAUUUUAUUCCCAAGCCAGCGCACUAGUCCAGAUGGCAAGUUGUGGCUGGUAGGGAUCAGCUGUCACCUCACAAAAUACAGCUUCAGGUCCCACUGCCUUGACAUUUCCUUGAGAAGAAGAACUUCUACGCCACAAAGAAAACCAGCUUCCUGUGGGAAGGACUGAGUGAGGAAGGACUUGCACACCACACACAGACGGCCGAGAAGACCACUGCGCCUGCAGGUCCCAGGAGAGCCGUGCCGUGAGCUCCGUGGCUCAGCAGCAGGAGCCAGAGCAGAGCGGUGGGGCUGCGUUUCCUACAGACGAACGGAUGUUUGCCAGUUCUUCUUCUUCUUCUUCUUUUUUUUUUUUUUUUUUUUGAUAGCCUUCAUUGAAAAAUCAAAUUUGCAGAAUUUAGUCUUAGAAAUUAUGAGAUGCUUGGAAAAUUCUAUCCCUCCUGAGAUUUUUUAAAUGUCCACCACAUAUCCCCAUGGGAUUUUUGACUGAAAGUAAGGUCAGAGCUGAAGAAACCCUCAUUCAGUCAUUUGACCACUUCGGUGAUGACGCCCCAGUGAACCCUCUCUGUGACUUUGGAUGUUUGUGUUUUUUGUUUUUUUGACCUUCUGAACCUGUUGAUCUAUUUGAGGUCUUUUUAUGUUUAUCAAACUUAUUCUUAAGUUUAAAAAAAUUAAAAGGGUGGUUUUUAAAAAGAUUUUUUUAAUUUGCUGAUGUUACAGAUCUUCAAAGUGCUUAUUAAAUAGAGCAGUUCUUGCCACUCAGCCGUGUAUUGUCCUUAGCUAGUCACACUGUCCAUGAAUUUGGGUUUCCCACAACCUCAGAGUUAUUUGAAAUCUUUUGUUAUAUUUUAAAAUAUUUUUGGAAGAGCUGCUAAUUUUAUUUUAAAAAAACGAAGUUGUAAAAAUAUGCCUCCUUUUUAAAAGAUAGCCCCUCCCUCCAGGCUGUGUAACCCGGCAUCACCAUGCACAGGUUAGGCUCCGAGAGAGCCUCAGUGCAGAUGCGCUUUCUUUACAAUGGCUGUAAAGUUUGUAUUUAUUAUGUAUAAAAUGUUGAAUAAUAAAAAAUGGAAUUAAAUUUUC
Molecule: messenger RNA, 4431 nt
Organism: Jaculus jaculus (lesser Egyptian jerboa)
Lineage: Eukaryota; Metazoa; Chordata; Mammalia; Rodentia; Dipodidae
Gene: Fchsd2
Product: FCH and double SH3 domains 2
Exons: 21
Coding region: 148-2442 (764 amino acids)
Biological process (GO): neuromuscular synaptic transmission; regulation of actin filament polymerization
Cellular component (GO): neuromuscular junction; recycling endosome
Molecular function (GO): protein binding
Source: RefSeq, a predicted model, not a curated record